Molecule: messenger RNA, 1738 nt
Organism: Syzygium oleosum
Lineage: Eukaryota; Viridiplantae; Streptophyta; Magnoliopsida; Myrtales; Myrtaceae
Product: cytochrome P450 81E8-like
Exons: 2
Coding region: 67-1605 (512 amino acids)
Molecular function (GO): oxidoreductase activity, acting on paired donors, with incorporation or reduction of molecular oxygen; iron ion binding; heme binding
Source: RefSeq, a predicted model, not a curated record
CAAAAAACCCUAGUACAUUCAUCUUGCUCAUCCUCUCCAAACUCAUCCAUUUAUUCAAACCCAAAGAUGGAACUUUCUCCAUCCUCCACCUUCUUUCCUCUGGCUCUCCUCCUCUUUAUCACUCUCAAACUCUUGUCCCAAUGGCUAAACCAGCCCAAAAACCUGCCACCAAGUCCGCCUGCCAUCCCCAUCAUCGGCCACCUCCACCUCCUGAAAUUCCCCCUCCACCACACCCUCCACGCCCUCUCCCAAACCUACGGGCCCAUCUUCUCUCUCCGCUUGGGCUCCCGCCAGGUGGUCGCCGUCUCGUCAGCGGAAAUCGCUGAAGAGUGCUUCACCGCAAACGACGUCGUGCUCGCCAACCGCCCUGCCUUUCUCCUCAACAAGCACCUCGGCUACAACGCCACCACCGUCAUCUCCUCCCCUUACGGUGACCACUGGCGCAACCUCCGCCGCAUCUGCGCCCUCGAGAUCUUCUCCUCCACCCGCCUCGAUGGCUUCUUGCCCAUCCGGAGGAACGAAAUCAAGCGGCUCCUCCUAAAACUCCACAAGAUCUCAUCCAGUGAUCAAGCGCUUGAUGAGGGCUUCACAAAGGUGGAACUAAAAUCGAUGCUCUCAGAGCUGACGUUUAACAUCAUAGUGCGGAUGGUGGCUGGGAAGAGAUACUAUGGUGAGGACGUGAGUGAUGUUGAGGAGGCAGCGUCGUUCCGGGAGAUACUGAAGGAGAUCGCGAUGUACGGCGGGGCUUCGAAUCCAGGGGACUUCUUGGGGGUUUUGAGGUGGGUCUUCAGGGGUUUCGAGAAGAGAGUGUUGAGGCUCAGCAAAAGAACGGACAAGUUCUUGCAAAACUUGAUUGAAGAAUUCAGAAAAAGUGAUAAGAAUUAUGGUUGUGGUGGUUCAGAGAGCAAGAGCACUAUGGUGGAUCACUUGCUGUCGUUGCAGGAGUCACAACCGGAGUAUUACACUGACCAGAUCAUCAAAGGGCUUAUGCUGGUUAUGUUUUCAGCCGGUACAGACACUGCAGCUGUGACACUUGAGUGGGCAAUGUCGGAGUUACUCAAUCAUCCUCAUGCUCUGAAGAAAGCUGUUGAGGAGUUGGAUGCUGUAAUUGACAAGCAGCAAUUGGUAGAUGAAGCCAACGUAUCGAAGCUUCCCUAUCUACAAAACAUUAUAUCCGAAACCCUGCGAUUACAUCCAGCAGCUCCACUUCUCGUCCCACACAUGUCCUCGGAGGAUUGCUCCAUAGGUGGAUACAACGUAUCUCGUGAUACUAUAGUAUUAGUCAAUGCAUGGGCCAUUCAUAGGGACCCAAGAUUGUGGGAUGACCCGACGAGUUUUAAGCCGGAGAGGUUUGAAAAUGGAGAAGUCGGGCCCCACAAGUUGUUGCCGUUUGGGCGUGGAAGGCGAGCAUGUCCCGGAGCCGGAUUAGCUAACCGGGUAGUGAGCUUAGCUUUAGGGUCUUUGGUUCAGUGUUUUGAAUGGAAGAGAGUGAGCGAGGAAUUGGUGGACAUGGCUGAAGGAAGAGGCAUAACUAUGCCAAAGGUGGUGCCCUUGGAGGCCAUGUGUAAACCACGUACCGUCAUGGCCAACAUUAUCGAUCAAUGAGAAGCGACGGACACAUUGCUUGUCCUACUAUUUAUGUUUAUACCAUUUGUAAAAUGUAAUGAAACUUGAUAGAAGUACACUUUCAUAUGAUAACGCAGUGUGUUGAGACUUAUUUAUAAAGUUAAUCUCUUAA